AUGUCUUCAAAACGAAUAGUUGUGGAUCUCUUCUAUGACAUCAUAUCUCCAUAUUCUUGGAUCAGUUUUGAAGUGCUUUGUCGCUAUAGACCUGAAUGGCAGUCAAUGUCUCUCCGAUUGAGACCCUUCUUAUUGGGAGGGGUUUUGAAACAGAGCGGAAAUACAGCGCCCAUUGAUGUGCCCAACAAAAUGCGGUAUAUGCCCACUGAUAUUCAAAGACUCGGCCAGUUAUAUGGCGUUCCCAUCGAUGUUCCCAUGGAUUUCCCCGAAGUUGUUCUUAAAAAAUCACUAAAAGCUCAACGGUUUAUAACAGCUAUUGAUUUGUUAACAAAAGGCAAGUCUACUGAAGACAUAUCGAGACAACUGUGGAGACGAGUGUUUGUGAGCCAUCAAGACGUGACACUUCCCGACAGCCUUCGAGAAGCAGCCAAAUGUUGUCCAAUAAGUGAAGACAUUGUCGAGAAAGCAAUUGUUUCUUUGGAUCAAAACCAAAUAAAAGACAAACUCCGAAAGAAUACAGAAGAGGCCCUGUCUUACGGAGCAUUUGGUGCCCCAACUCAUGUCCUUCAUCUGCCAAAUGGACCACAAAUGGUGUUCGGAAGCGACAGAAUUGAUAUCAUUGGCGCACUUUUGGGCGAGAAAUAUAUGGGACCUCUGCUUAAGAAACGUUUAAAUAAUUAA
Oppiella nova is the source of this 681-nucleotide messenger RNA. NCBI's taxonomy places the organism in Eukaryota, Metazoa, Arthropoda, Arachnida, Sarcoptiformes, Oppiidae. The record is from the annotation of a GenBank genome assembly.